Perca flavescens (yellow perch) is the source of this 1641-nucleotide messenger RNA. Its product is annotated as melanopsin-A-like. The record is from RefSeq and is a predicted model, not a curated record. Gene Ontology annotation, molecular function: G protein-coupled receptor activity. Gene Ontology annotation, cellular component: membrane. Gene Ontology annotation, biological process: G protein-coupled receptor signaling pathway. The transcript has 9 exons. NCBI's taxonomy places the organism in Eukaryota, Metazoa, Chordata, Actinopteri, Perciformes, Percidae. The coding region runs from base 1 to 1641 and encodes 546 amino acids.
AUGUGGUCCACUGAAAGCAUGGAGCCGGACAACAGACACACCCAGAGCAGCUUCUUCAGCAAGGUGGAUGUGCCUGACCAUGCUCACUACAUCAUCGCCUUAUUCGUCUUUGUCAUCGGGAUGCUGGGCAUCACUGGCAACGUGCUGGUUAUGUUCGCCUUCUAUAGUAACAAGAAGCUUCGUAACCUGCCUAACUACUUUAUCAUGAACCUGGCGGUCGCUGACUUCCUACUGGCUUUCACACAGACCCCCGUCUUCUUCAUCAACUGUCUCUACAAGGAAUGGGUGUUUGGAGAGAUGGGCUGUAAGAUGUAUGCGUUCUGUGGCGCCUUUUUUGGCAUCACCUCCAUGAUAAACCUACUGGCCAUCUCUAUCGACCGCUACCUCGUCAUCACCAAUCCUCUGCGGGCCAUGCACUGGUGCUCCAAACGAAGAACCACCCUGGCCAUCCUUAUCGUCUGGCUUUACUCUUUCGCUUGGAGUCUGGCUCCUCUUGUUGGUUGGAGCUCUUAUAUCCCAGAUGGCCUGAUGACAUCUUGUACAUUGGAUUAUAUGACAUACACAUUUGCCAAUAGGAGCUACACGAUGAUGCUGUGCUGUUUUGUUUUCUUCAUUCCACUGGGAAUCAUCUUUUACUGCUAUCUCUUCAUGUUUCUGGCUAUACGGAAGACGGGCAGGGAGGUAGAGCGUCUGGGGACUCAGGUGAGGAAAUCCACCCUGAUCCAGCAUAAAUCUAUGAAGAGUGAGUGGAAGAUGGCAAAGAUCGCAUUUGUCGUCAUUGUGGUUUAUGUCCUCUCCUGGUCACCAUACGCCUGUGUCACAAUGAUUUCUUUUGCUGGUCAUGCCAACAUCCUGUCGCCGUACACCAAGGUUGUCCCUGCAAUCAUUGCAAAAGCCUCCGCUAUCUACAAUCCUAUCAUCUAUGCUAUCAUACACAACAAAUACAGGAUAACUCUGGCGGAGAAGUUUCCCUGCCUGUGGUUUUUGUCUCCCACUCCUCGAAAGGAAUGCAUCUCCUCUGUCAGUGAGUCCUCUUUCAGGCACUCCGUCAUUAGCAGACAAUCCACAGCAUCAAGAACUCACUAUAUUACAGCUUCACCUGACAUGGUAUUCAAGGAUGUAGAAAUUGAGCCUUUGGGAAGGAAAUCAUUCUCCAGAAGAAUACCAUCUAACAGACAGUCUUCCAGAGGCAGGUCCUAUAAGGAACAAUUAGAGCAGAAGGCCUCCAAGACACACGCAGCAGAGAGGCACCCAAUGAGUAAAUCAUUGAGCAACUGUGACCAUGAACUGGUUUCCAGCACUCUCACCAUUGCCUCUCUCCCCUUACUGGUUCUUACCAAGAGCCGCAGCCAGAGUCUGACCAAUGAGAUUUCAGAUGCACAGGAGACGAAAAACAGCACCAUGGAUUAUCACAAGAGCGACCCGCUUGAUUCCCUUAAUUUUGGAAAAAUCCUGUCCACUGAUCCCAGGUCGCCUCAGGCUGUCCCACGCAUAAUCGUCAUCAGUCCUUCAUCUGAAAGCAGCCUCAUCAACCAUGACAGUGUCUGCUUAGAAGACAGUAUUGAGGCAAUGGAGAACAAUGUUUUUGUCAGCCUGAACUUCUCAACGGAAGUCUUUGAGGCAGUGGAGCUAAUCUCUUGA